CGAGACAAACUAUUGAACGAUUUGGCUGAUAUUAAAUUGCCGCUCAAAACUGACGAGAGCCGUAGUUAAGUUGUCGCUCUAAACUGACGAGAGCCGUUGUUAAGUUGUCGCUCUAAACUGACGAGAGCCGUUCACUUGGAGAUUCCGAAUAGCACCGAUAGGGUGUUUGUAUGUUCACAACUCACUGGGCUAUCAGAUUAGAUAAAGUUAUCGUGUUGAUUCCCAGCUGGCAAUAUAUCGCAUUCCAUGGCAGUAACUUCACAUGACACUUCACAUGAGAGGAUGGAUCAUUACGAUGGAUGUCAAACAACGCCAGACUAUCCGACAAACUUCGCCGAUUUGGAUUAUUGCUUGACGCGGGAUGUAUACGAUGCUGUACAUCCAUUGGUGAAGGGGUCGGAAGACGUAAACUUUCGACAAAAGUGUUUGACGGCUACGAAAACUUAUAAACUAGGUACCCCGGUUCCACGAAUGGUAUACCCGGAUUUCCAGCGGCAGACGUGGUCGAAGGUGUUCACCAGACUAACCGAGCUGUACCCGAUACACGCCUGCAAGAAAUUCAACCAGUUGUUCUCACCUUUUGUUGAAGCGUGUGGCAUAGACGCUGACCACGUACCAGAUAUUGAGACAGUCUCAAGUUAUCUCCAAAGGAGAACCAGUUUUCGACUCCGACCGGUUUCCGCAUUCAUUGAGCCACGUGAUUUCUUGGCCGCGUUGGCGUUUCGUGUGUUUUGUUGCUCCCAGUUCAUACGUCAUGAUGACGCAUCUUUUUUCACGAGCGAACCUGACAUCGUUCAUGAUGUACUUGGACACGCAGUACUGUUAUGCGACCCCGACUUUGCCCAGUUCUCACAGGAUAUGGGACUCGCCUCGCUGGGUGCAUCGGACACUAUCUUGGAUAAAAUAGCAUCGAUCUAUUCGAGUACGAUUGAAGCAGGGCUGUGCAUGGAGGGGAGCGACAUCAAGGCCUUUGGUGCUCUGCUCUUGUCGGGUGCUGCAGAACUGCAGCAUGUCUUUACGGAUCAGGUAAUAGGACGCCCUCUUGUGGCAAAGGAAGCCGGCUUUAUGCCUGCCAUCGACUUGUCCAAGUACCAGGACGUGUAUUAUGUGGCUGAGAGUUUGGGAGAUGCCCAGCAUGUAGCUAGGGUCUUCGUGAAUGGGCUUACAGGAAAGUUGAACUUGAAAUAUAACCUUGAGAGUAACGUUAUCGAACGACUGGACGCGAAGUGGUAACCUGUUGUACGACAAUCAAUGUUUGGCACAAGUGAAUUGUACAUAAAAUUAUUGAGAUAAAUGGAAGUUUUCAUUUUGUCUAGGCCUAUAAACCACUUAUUUCUUUAAAACUCAGUUCGUUGAUAGUAUAUUUUGCUUUAAAAAUUAAACAACAUUUAAAUAAUUUAUUAUGUCCAGGAUGAAAUAGGAAACUCUAAAUUCCUUUCUUUGAAAUGAAACACCCAACUGUAAGUUAUUUUCCGCAAAGUGCAAUUCACAACUCUAAAAUUCCUUCCUCAAGAUGAAAUUCACAACACUAAAAUUCCUUCCUCAAGUUGAAAUUCACAACUCUAACAUAAUUUUUUUUGUAACUGUGGAACUUCCUUAAAGGCAUUGAACACAUUUGGUAAUUUUCAA
Asterias rubens (European starfish) is the source of this 1629-nucleotide messenger RNA. Its product is annotated as tryptophan 5-hydroxylase 1-like. The transcript is spliced from 11 exons. Bases 247 to 1233 code for a protein of 328 amino acids. The record is from RefSeq and is a predicted model, not a curated record. Lineage: Eukaryota; Metazoa; Echinodermata; Asteroidea; Forcipulatida; Asteriidae. Gene Ontology annotation, molecular function: phenylalanine 4-monooxygenase activity; iron ion binding. Gene Ontology annotation, biological process: L-tyrosine biosynthetic process.